UUGCCUUUCAUCUGCAAACAUGUCUGGCCUAAGUGGACCUCUUGUACUUGUUUGUUGGAUCACCAUUCUCUGUUGGGCAGAUUGUAGCCCCUCUCAGCAGGAUGAUAUGGCACCUCUUAAAGUUGAAUUCCAUUCCUUGGACUUCAGAAAUAUCUUACACUGGAAACACCCACAUAUGUCUGCCAACGGCCUGAAAUAUUUUGUUCAGUAUAAAGUAUAUGGAGACAAGGAAUGGACUAAUUGUGAACACUGUCAAGGCACCAGAAUGCUCCAGUGUGACCUGAGUGAGGUGACAUCAGAUCCCAGAGAAUGGUAUUACGCCAAGGUCCGUUCCCACUCCCCUAAAGGCCCCUCAUUGUGGGUCAUCAGCCCCAGAUUUCACCCUCAGUGGGAUACCAGCUUCAGCCCACCCCGGAUAAGGCCGAGAGUGACAGGACAAGUCAUUUCGGUUCAGAUCCGACCUCCAAGAUCUCCACUGCUAGGACAGAAUGGCAAUAGGAUACGAGUGACAAAACUGCAGAAACUAAUAUUCAGGAUAUACCUAAUGCACAAUGAUGUAGAAGAGGAAGUCCUCGAAACUGACAGUUGCUCAAAGGAGCUUGUGAUCCAGGGGCUGCGUCCCAAAACCACCUACUGCCUCCAUGCUGUGUCUGUGAUUCCUCUCACAGGCCGCAAGAGCUUACGGAGUUCCAGCACCUGUAUCAGAACUCACUGAUGGCAAGGGAGUCUCCCACAAGCUGAAGCUGUUUCUGGAAAUUUCUUAAACACACAUUACACACAUACGUGCACACACUGCAAAUUCCCACAAAUGUCAUGUUUACUACAAGAUCGAGGCCUGGCCUUAGUAUACAUUAUGUUAGGUAAGGGAUAGUUCACCCAAAAUGAAUAUUCUGUCAUGACUUUCUUCCUUGGAAAAGAUGCUAGACAAACUAUACAUUCAGGAGAACUAUCCUUUUAACGUUAAUGCCUACAGAAAAUAAAUGCAUAAACAAAUGCAGUGAUCUGUUUUAAGGCAGAAAGAUUAACAAUUUUUUUUAACCCAAUGCUCCAACAUACCACAUUUACAGUAAACGAAGAGAGAUCCAGCACUUGACGAGUGGAAGGAAUCAUGAAAGAAAAUUGUGAGAAGACCAAAACUUAAAUGUUGUAUAAAGGAUUUAUUGGUCACUUGUGUACAGUAAAAUAGUAGAAUUUGAUAUAAAUGAGAUGCUUGUGGGCUCAGCCCUUUUUUCUCUGAGCCCUCCUGGAGCAAAUGACCAGUUUGGUGAAGCAUCACCAGUCUAUCUCUGAAUAGAACAACUUUAAACAUUAAAUUGGUCACAUGGGUAAUCCAUUGGAUAAAAACAAAACUAUUUGCAGUGCAUGUGUACCAUGUAACAAUUUUUCUAAACCACUUUGCACUCCAAAUGGAAACCACGUACCCCAAGACAGUAUGGGCAACUUCAACUUUGGUGAAAACAACUCUUCUUUUGCUUAAUUCCCAACUCCACUGAAGAUUUGUCUAUCACAUUUUGUGUCCUUCACAGACCAAAUGAAACAACUAUUAAGAUUUGAUACAUGUAAUUCUCCUAUUUCAGGAGAAAUGAUUGUGCUUAAAUAAUACCAGAUGAAUCCCUCAAAAACAGGUAUCAUAUUAUGUUACUUCAUUUUAAAAGUAGUGAUCAUUGCAAGACAUAAAAAAGAGGCACCACAAUGUCUCUUGAAUACAUUGAAUUAACGUGCAGUUAGCAAAACACUAAUCCAGUCCUGUGAGAAUUGUUUUUUUUUUUUACAACAUCUUAAGAUAACAAAAUAAAAGUAAUGAGCAACCAUAUUUACAUAGUUUACAUUUUUUAACUCCAGUGCUACCCUUAAACACAAUUUGUUCUUCAAAGCACAUCACUGCACAAUGGUUGUUGUUGAACAGGAGAAAAUGCUGGUCGUUGUGAAAACCUGUGAAUUAUGAACAAAAAGCAUAUUUACUCUGAAUUCUAUAAUUAUAGUAAUUUACAGUAUAUAAUUUACCAGUCCUUACUAGAACUAAGAAAAGCUUUUCAAUACUGUAUAUGGGAAGUCACGUCUCAUCAAACACAGCUAUUCCAACAAACAAACAGUUAUAAUACUCUUCCACUUGACACCAUAUAACCCAAAAAACCUGUUCAUUUUGUUCAAUUAAGCAUGUUUCAAAUCACAGUCUCCACUUCUUGAAAAGAUACAAAAUGAUUAAUCCUUUAGGAGGAUAUUGUAAAUGUCACAGAGAGAACUGAAAUCAAGGUGAUGUACUAAAUUCAACAAUAGACAAUUAACAAAAUCUUUCAGUCCACUAAACAGGGUAAUGAUUUAAAGUACAGUUAGAAUAAAAAGACUGACAGUUAAAAGACCAUUUUUGAUUCAUGGCAGCAGCCUUAAAUAACUAAGAUACAGUACAGGUAAAGAUGCACCAAAUCAUGAUUUAACAUAUAUAACAUCCAAUUACGUUGAUAAACAUUUUAUUUUGACGUUUUAAUGAACCCACUGCAGUGUAAACUUUAAAAGCAUUCUAGCAUUUGAAUGAAAUUAUUGUUGGAAUGUGAUAUUUAUCACAUUACAAUGAUUGAACAAUAGCUAACAUACUUUAUCAAUAUUCGUUUUAUUCAAAUUGGCUGUAGAUUGACAAUGUGAUGUCCAUAUACAAAGUUCUGAGUGCCUCCCAACUGAGUUGAUUAACAACACUAAAUUCAUGCCAAAUUGAAUUUUAGAAAUGCAACUUACAGAUAUACAAUCCAGAAAUGUGCACUUCUGGCAGACAUAAUUACAUGAAAAUGAAUUUGAAUUCAUGUUAAAAAUGUCAAAAGGUGCAUUCAUUUCAUCCAGCAAGUCAAUCAAGUGGGUAUCCAAUCGAGCUUUAAAAACAAAGCAGUCAACUGCAUGGUUCAGGAAUCAAUUUCAAACAAGUCAUAACAGACAAAACCUUCCAAAGCAAGGUAGUGUUGGUAUAGACAUUAGUAUUGGCAUCUUUUAACUAGCUAUGCCACUUAAUCAGAUUACUAAUAGCUCCUCUUUCCAACAUCUAUAUAAUAUUUAUAAACACUGUUGGUGAUGUUCAUGUCUUUCAUAUGAAACUAUGUGACAGACUAAAAUGCCUGAAUACUUUCUAAAAGUAUCGGAGAUAUUGUUUAUCAGUGUAAAAAUGUAUGAUUCAAGUCCUUGCUUAAAAAACUACAAACCAGCAAUUCUACAGUACAUUUACUGGAAUGUCACUUAAUAUUAAAUUACAUAAAGCAAACAGAAUAUAAAUAAAAGUACCACAGAAUAACUACAGCAGCAAUGGCUCAAAUAAAGAUCAAAGGCCAUGAUGUUAAUCUUGGAAAAACAAAACU
Xyrauchen texanus (razorback sucker) is the source of this 3338-nucleotide messenger RNA. Its product is annotated as interleukin-22 receptor subunit alpha-2-like. Gene Ontology annotation, molecular function: protein binding. Lineage: Eukaryota; Metazoa; Chordata; Actinopteri; Cypriniformes; Catostomidae. The transcript has 6 exons. The record is from RefSeq and is a predicted model, not a curated record. Bases 20 to 715 code for a protein of 231 amino acids.